Messenger RNA from Sphenostylis stenocarpa, 1206 nucleotides. The record is from the annotation of a GenBank genome assembly. NCBI's taxonomy places the organism in Eukaryota, Viridiplantae, Streptophyta, Magnoliopsida, Fabales, Fabaceae.
AUGUCCAAUUUGACGUCUGCAUCGAGUGAAUUAAGUGCUUCUUCAGGAAUCAGAAAUGGCAACGGUUUUUUCCAUGCUCGCCAAUACUCCUCUACUUCAAUAAAUCAAGAACCACAACCAAAAAAGAAGAGAAGUCUUCCGGGCCACCCAGACCCUGAUGCAGAAGUGAUAGCAUUGACUCCACAGACCCUAUUGGCAACAAACAGGUUCGUUUGUGAGAUUUGUCAGAAAGGGUUUCAAAGAGAUCAGAAUCUGCAGCUUCAUAGAAGAGGCCACAAUUUGCCAUGGAAGCUAAAGAAGAAGAACAGCAAAGAGGUGAGAAAGAAAGUGUAUGUGUGUCCAGAGCCAACAUGCGUUCACCAUGACCCUUCGAGGGCCCUUGGGGACCUCACUGGAAUCAAGAAGCACUUUUUCAGGAAGCACGGGGAGAAGAAAUGGAAGUGUGAGAAGUGCUCUAAACGCUAUGCAGUUCAAUCAGAUUGGAAAGCCCACUCCAAAAUCUGUGGCACCAGAGAAUAUAAAUGUGACUGUGGAACCCUUUUCUCUAGGAGGGACAGCUUUAUCACUCACAGAGCCUUCUGUGAUGCCUUAGCACAAGAAAGUGGUAGAGCAGUGAACCCUCAAUCUCUACUAUCAUCUCAAUCCCAAUUUCGAAGCCAUGGCCUUCAACUUCAAGCACCAUCAUUACUAGUACUCAAAAGAGAACAAGAGUUCAACCUCUUAGGUCAAGAAAUUCCAUCAUGGUUAACUUCUCCUACAGUGUUAGAAGAAUCAAUGCUAAGAACAACCUUCGACUUCUCCCCACCACAGUUAUUCCCCACACAUGUCAACCACUCCUUAUUCCACCAUGAUCAAAACCCUAACCCUACUUCUACCACAACAGCUUCAACAACCACUUUUCUUCCUUCUUUGAGUUCCUUCCAUUAUUCCACCACUUCUCCUCACAUGUCAGCUACAGCUUUGUUGCAAAAAGCCUCACAAAUAGGGGUAGCAGUGAGUGCAGCACCUUCACAAGAGAUGAUAGUGAGACCCCACUUGUUGCUGCAGCAGGUUCACGUGCCUGAAUGUACAACAACUACUACUACUACUACUACAACAGGGCAUAAUAAUAUGGCUUCUUCUUCAGCCGUUUCUGGAAUGGUUAUGGCUAUGCCUUCACGUGAAGAAAUAGGGACUCAGGGAUUUGCUCGUGGCUUGGCAUCUUGA